CGUAAUUCUGUGUACACAAUCAGUUUCUCUGAAAAAUCUAAAAAGUUUUUAAAAGUGAUUAUUUUGCAUUAUAUCGGUGACAAUGGGCCACAAAUAGCGAAAUAGAUAUCACCAACACUGCCACUAGUCUAGACUUCCACCAGGAAGUAAUAUUCAAUCAUGACAUCCCAAGACAAUGCUACAUGCAAUUUCAGUGUACAUCUAUGUACAUGGAAUGUUGCAGAGACAAGGCCACCAAAAGAUCUUACUGCUGUACUAGGAUUGAGUGGUGAACAGAAGCCAGGCUUAACAGCAGUAGGGAUUCAGGAAAUAGCUUUUGCUGAAGAAUGGCUGGAGAGUCUAACAAAUACAGCUGCAUCAAAGGGAUAUGUGCGAAUAAAGGAGCGUCAGAUGCAAGGUAUUUAUCUCAUGAUGUUUGCACUGAGGGAACAUAUUCUCUACAUCCAAAACAUAGAGUCUGAAAUCACACAGACAGGCCUUGGAGGACUCUGGGGUAACAAAGGUGGCAUUAGCAUCAGGUUUGACAUCUAUGGUGUCAACAUGUGUAUAGUCAACUGUCAUCUAGCUGCUCAUCUUCACCAGCUCAAUGAAAGAAUAAAUGAUUUUGAAGAUAUAAUUGAGACACAAAGGUUUAGAGAUAAAGAUGUCGACUAUGUCCUUGAUCACGACUAUGUCUUCUGGAUAGGUGAUCUAAACUUUAGGAUAGAAGAGUUAGACAAAGGGGAUAUAGAGAACAGAAUAGCAAAUCAAGACCUCCAAUCUAUGGCACACCAUGACCAGCUAAACAAGAUACGAAAAGAGCAGAUAGCAUUCUUAGACUUUGAAGAAGGAAGUGUGAAUUUUAAUCCAACUUACAAGUAUGAUACGAAUACAGACAAUUACGAUACUAGCAAAAAACAAAGGAAGCCUGCAUGGACUGACAGAAUAUUGUGGAUGGUCCAUGAUGAUGCUUUUCAAAAUCAAACGUUGAGUGUUGAUCAGAGGUCCUAUACAAGACUAGAUGGCCAGCUAUACACUGACAGUGACCAUAGACCUGUACAGUCUCAAUUCAUCAUACAAGUGUUUAAAGAAGACUAUCCAAAGCCUCCGAUAGAAUUUGAAGCAAUCACAGGGUGGACUGUUGGGGAAGAUGGCACCUGUAAAUACACCAUAGCUCCAACUUAUCAGUUCAAUUCAUGGGACUGGGUUGGCUUAUAUAAGGCUGACUUCCAACACUAUGGGGACUAUGAGACGUAUUAUUGGGCAAUGUCUGAUGGUUCUAUCACUAUAGACAAAGCUUAUAUUACAAAUCCUGGAGAAUAUGUUCUUGUCUACAUGGCAAGUACAGACAGAAACUGUGUAUUGGGGAUGAGUAAAACGUUCAAUGUUUUACCAAGACAACAAGAGCAAAAGAAAGAGCUCUAG
This is a messenger RNA of Owenia fusiformis, 1404 nucleotides long. Lineage: Eukaryota; Metazoa; Annelida; Polychaeta; Sabellida; Oweniidae. The record is from the annotation of a GenBank genome assembly.